CGUCCAUCACAGAAUUAAAAGUGAUCAAGCAAACAGUGCCUUGUCAAGUCCUCAUCUCUCUGUCUCAUUCCGUCUCCAUAUGAGCCUACUCCCACUUCUUACCCGACCCUUCAAAAACGACAACUAGGGUUUUUCAAUCCCGAAUUUUGCCGAAUUUCGAGUUCCUCAAUCUCCAUUCACCAUGGAAAAACAGGAAGAGGAAGCUGUGGUGAAUUCGGAGAUGUACAGGCCAUGUCUCCACCACGAGGAGGAAGUGUCUCGGGGUUUUGAUGAUUCUGCUCAAGGAGUUGAGCUAAUGAGCGUCGAUCAAUGCAAGAGUACGAGGGAAAUGGACGAUUCACGGCUCGUCGGAGCUCCGGUGAUCCUUGCUGGAGAUGCCGAGGUGUUGGCAAGACAAAAAGUGCAGGUGCAAAUGGUGGUGGGUUUAGAGGCGGUUAGGAGUGCGGCACCGAGGAACUCGGAGGAGAGUAUAAGGAAGCCUAGACGGGGCCGGCCUCCGAGAAUUCAGAGAAGGUCGACGCCAGCUCAGCCGCCUCCAAGGAGGAGGAGAGAUGAAGAUGAAGAAGAUGUUUGCUUUAUCUGCUUUGAUGGUGGCAGUCUAGUGCUAUGCGAUCGUCGGGGCUGCCCCAAGGCUUACCAUCCGGCUUGUAUUAAGCGGGAUGAAUCUUUCUUUCGAUCAAAGGCUAAAUGGAACUGUGGUUGGCACAUAUGUAGCAGUUGUCAAAAAGCUUCCCAUUAUAUGUGUUAUACUUGUACAUUUUCACUGUGCAAAGUAUGCACAAAAGAUGCUGAUUACUUGUGUGUAAGAGGGAACAAAGGAUUUUGUGGAACAUGCAUACGAACUGUGAUGCUGAUUGAAAAUAUUCCGAUUGGAAAUAAGGAAGCGGUUCAAGUGGAUUUUGAUGACAAAGGUAGCUGGGAGUAUCUCUUCAAGGUUUACUGGAUUUAUGUAAAACAGAAGCUAUCUUUGACUUUAGAGGAGUUGACCAAGGCUAAAAAUCCAUGCAAGACAGUUGUAGCAUUGCCACCUAAGGUAGAAUCUCCAGGUGGAUUUUGUAAUAACAAUGAUGCAAAAGUUUGUAGUUUGGACAACUCCUGCAGAAAUCUGGAGGCAAACAAAUCUACGAAAAGAAAAACCAGGAAUCAUCUCAACCAGGAUUUUGGAGGGUUUGGAAAAUCAGGUGGUGAUGGAGGGAAAUCUUUAUCUGAAGGCGUGCAAUGGGCAACAAAGGAUCUUUUAGAGUUUGUUGCACACAUGAAGAAUGGUGACGGCUCCAUGUUAUCCCAAUUUGAUGUCCAGGCUCUACUGUUAGAAUAUGUAAAGAGAAACAAUCUUCGUGAUCCCUGUCAGAAAAGUCAAAUUAUAUGUGACUCAAGGCUUAUAAAUCUUUUUGGGAAAGAGCGUGUUGGUCAUUUUGAAAUGUUGAAGCUUCUUGAAUAUCACUUUCUUAUAAAAGAAAAUGUCGCAGCAAAUAAAGUUGCUGAUCUGAUCACUGGCAAUGGAGAGGCUGCCGAAAGCAAUGAUAACCAGCUGAUGAUAAAUAAUCAUAGGAAGCGUAAAACACGAAAAAAAUCUGAUGAGCGAGGAGUACAGUCCAAUCCAAAUGAAUACGCAGCAAUUGACGUCCACAACAUUAAUUUGUUAUACUUGAAGCGUAAUCUGAUGGAAAAUCUAAUAGAUGAUGCCGAAAGUUUUCAUAACACAGUUUCUGGCUCCAUUGUGCGGAUAAGAAUUCAUGUUGGUGAUCAAAAGCAAGAUAUGUAUAGGCUUGUCCAAGUUGUAGGCACUAGCAAGGUGGCUGAAUCAUAUAAAGUUGGCACAAGAACGACUGAUGUCAUGUUGGAGAUUUUGAACCUGGACAAGAAAGAGGUUGUAUCCAUAGAUGUAAUUUCUAAUCAGGAGUUCUCGGAGGAUGAGUGUAAACGCUUACGCCAGAGUAUAAAAUGUGGGCUUAUCAAACGAUUGACUGUGGGGGAGAUUCAGAAGAAAGCAAUCGCUUUCCGGGCUGUGAGAGUUAAGGAAUGUCUGGAAGCAGAGGUAUUGAAACUUAAUCAUCUUCGUGAUCGAGCUAGUGAAAAGGGUCACCGGAAAGAGCUUAGAGAAUGUGUGGAGAAAUUAGAGCUUCUAAACUCACUUGAGGAACGUCAGCGUAGGCUUCAUGAGAUUCCUGAAGUCCAUGCUGACCCUAGUAUGAAUCCAAGUUACGAGUCUGAGGAAGAUGAUGGAAAGCCAGACAAAAAGAAACAAGUUGCAGAUGAUCUUGUGCGACUGAGAAAAUCGGUUGUUGCAAGAAAGAUAGUGGAGGAAAAAUCUCCAGGAAGAGGAGGUGGCGUCUUUGACGAUAUAGGAAGUAGGGCACUGAAGAUUUUCGGUACUGCGUACGAUCAAAGUAGAAACACCAGAUUUUAUGUGGAUAAAGAUGGUACCACUCUGGUUCAUGAGCCAGUGCAUGCAUCUACGUUGAAUCAGGGAGGAGAAUCAUUUGGUUCAAAUAAUUGGACUCCGCCAAAGAACCAGGUUGGCCCUGCUAGUUCAGUGACUAGUACUUGGAAUAAUCAAGCUGCACUGCAAUCUGAAAUGCAAUCACGGGGUGCAUCAGAAAGUUCACUACCACCUUGUUCAACAGCGACAGAGCUUUCAGUUCACGACUUUGAAAGAGAGAAAUUGUGGCAUUAUCAGGACCCGGCUGGAAAUAUUCAGGGGCCAUUUUCCAUGUUGCAGCUGCGUAAAUGGAGAAUGAGUGGGCACUUUCCUUCGGAUUUGAGAGUGUGGAGGAUAAAUGAGAAGCAGGAAGACUCUAUACUGUUGUCUGAUGCAUUGGAUGGGCAGAACUCUAAAGUAUCAAUUUGUAACAACCACUUAUUACCUGCGGAUGUAAGAGUUCCAUCUGAUGGUGCGCAUAAAAUUGUGGAUGCUCAGAUGAGUGAAAACACAGAUGCAACUUGGGUAGAUAAUGAAAAGGUUGAGGUGACUUGUAGCUCAAUGCCAAAUGACACAAGCAUCCAUAACAAUAGUGAUAAUGAAUCUGCCUGGAGCAAUAGAUGGGGCUCCCAUUCUUCAAGUUGGACUGGACAUGCACAUCCUGUCAUUUGUAAUCAACAGACUGAAGGCUCCUUAAAGGGCUCGGACUUGCCAAAAGGUAUUGAGUCUAGGGCUGACCAGCCUCAAUCGUGUACCUCACUUCCCUCUUCUACACCUUUUGAGGAGCUUCGCUUGACUCCAUCACUUCAAGUAAGGAAAGGUUGCAAGGAUGAGAAAUGGAAUGCUAGUCAGGAUAGCGUAACUAUAAAUCCACCUAAAACAACUGGCAGUCAAAGCAGUAUUGCAGACGGCAAUUGGAAACAAGCUGACGGUGAGAGCUACUCAGGCCAAGCUUCUUCUGGACAAGGUCAGGGGUGUCCAUCCAUCAACAGUUCUUCAAAUGGAUGGGUUUCUGGCUCUAGUAUUCUUUCUUUGACCAUGUCUCUUGAAAGAUCACAGCAGAAACAGGAAAUUCAUUUCCCUGAUCCGUCGAGUCCCACACCAAAGCACAAUCAAGGAGGGUUGGAAGGUCAGGCUACUGAAAACAAACAAUCUAUGUCCUUAAGUGUUCACGUCCUUGAUUCGGGCCCUCGUUGGAGUGCUACUUCCAGUCUAUUAGGUGGUGAAUUGCAGCUCCCAGAAGUUCCUGUCGAUGGCUUUGGUGGUUCUACUACUCAAACAAAACCUUCUGUUGAAUGGGGUUCCAAUCUUGUGUCUUCAUCUUCUUUGAGACCAGUUGAAGUGGCCAGUGAUUAUGCUUCUACUCCAACAUCUGGAACCGGCCAACCAACACAUUCUUCUGCUGCCCACCUGGCUGAUGUGUCUAGUUGGCAGGCAUUUGUUCCUGAACCUACUGAAUUCUGCUCUUUACCCGGUGAAUCUGUUUCGGAUCUGCUGGCCGAAGUUGAAGCAAUGGAAGCUCUUGGCCGUUUGGGUGGUUCACCUACUUCAAGUAUAAGCUGUGGUGGGGAAUUCAGGGAAUUCUCACGAGGCACUGAAAAUGACUGCUUUAGUCCUGUAGAGGGGUUUAGCCCCAUUCCUGAACAAGGAAAAAGUGAUGCUCUGAGUUCGACUGGCGAUCUGAAAAUUCCUUCUCGUGGCACUGUAGGAGAUGAAUCACUUGGGAAGUGGGAGCAGAUGUGAAGCAUCAUCCUGUGCCAUCCACAUCAGAAGUUAGCUAGGGAACGAUCCUUGGGAGGAAAGGCCCAAGGAAAUGCAAAUGUUGGUUUGGGGAUCAGUAAGGGGACUGGAUGUCUAAACAAUGACGCCAACUCGGCCACUUCUACUGGGAAUGCAAGCAGUUGUGGUAUUCAAUCAUGGCAUGCCACAGAAAGAUUGUCCGCCCCUCUUUUCACAAUUCAGGAUUUGGUAAGGCUAGGAAUUUUUGAUACAGGCAGGCUGCACCCGAUGGUGUAAAUGGAGGAGGCUCAUUCAGAACACUGCCCAAAGGGCAGCGAGUGUGUAAAUUUUAUGAAAGUGGCUAUUGCGAGGGAGCAUCGUGUGUAGUCAUCGGCCCCCGUGAGUUUUGCACUAAACAAGCAAUUGUGUGCAAUUUAGUUUCGUAAUUACUAUUUGUGUCCGAUAGUUUACCAAUUACCAUUGAACUAUGAUUUGUUUACACUCGAGCCACUAGUUGGAGUGGUAAAUAUAGUGUCUAUCAUCUUGGUGAAUAGGGUUCAAAUCUCCCUUUCCCGUUUUUUUUUAAAAAAAAAACUAUGAUUUGUUCUAGAGAAUUAUUUUGAACUAUAAAUACACAUUUGUUUCCCUGGAUGCUCGA
Molecule: messenger RNA, 4799 nt
Organism: Tripterygium wilfordii
Lineage: Eukaryota; Viridiplantae; Streptophyta; Magnoliopsida; Celastrales; Celastraceae
Product: zinc finger CCCH domain-containing protein 44-like
Exons: 10
Coding region: 182-4165 (1327 amino acids)
Molecular function (GO): DNA binding; protein binding
Source: RefSeq, a predicted model, not a curated record